AUGCCUUCAUUAGCGACGGUGCCUCGCCGACGACAGCGAAGCGAAGAAGAAGACGAAAGCGACGACUCGUCAAGCACACCAGGCAACCCCACGCCCGCGUCAAACAGCAGCAAGCGGAUCCGUCUGGACGCCAACUCAAGCGGCGAUGAGCAUGACACGGAAGAUACGUCUAGUGGGACGAGUGAUGAAGAGGAGGGGGCUGAGAAUGGCAAUAAUGUAAACGGGGUUUCGAAGCUAUCCAAGAUAGCGAAAACCCGCAAUCCGCAACCUAUGCAGAAUGGAGAUGGAGCAGUGCAGGAAGCCUACAAACCGGGCGCGAUUGUGCGCAUCAAGGUCACUGAUUUCGUGACGUAUACGUCUGCGGAAUUCUUUCCCGGGCCGAAAUUGAAUAUGGUUAUUGGACCGAAUGGAACGGGGAAGAGUACCCUUGUUUGUGCGAUUUGUUUGGGAUUGGGAUGGGGACCUGCGCACUUGGGACGUGCCAAGGACCCCGGCGAAUUCGUGAAGCACGGUUGCAGAGAGGCUACAAUUGAGAUCGAGCUCGCGGGAGGACCUCAUUUUCGUCGGAACCCGGUCGUAACUCGGACGAUCAAGCGCGAUGGCAACAAAAGCUCGUUUACCAUAAACGGGAAGACCGCAUCGCGCACCCAGGUGCUGAAGUUGGCUCAGUCGUUCUCCAUUCAAAUCGACAAUCUAUGUCAGUUCUUACCGCAAGAUAAGGUCAGCGAGUUCGCUGCUCUUACGCCCAUUGAACUCCUCAACUCCACACAAAGGGCUGCAGCGGGUGCUGAAAUGAUUGAAUGGCACGAUAACCUGAAGCAGCUGAGGGCCCGGCAGAAGAAAUUACAAGCGGAUAAUAAAAGCGACAAGGAUCUCCUAACUAAUCUCGAAGAGCGACAAGAGAUGCAAAGGGCGGAUGUUGAAAGGAUGCGACAGAGAGCUGAGAUCAAGAGGAAGAUCGAGAUGUUGGAGCUGACCCGACCAAUGGUGAAGUACAAGGAUAUGCACAACGACUUCAAGGACAAGAGACGGAGAAAAGAGGAAAUUGCCCUUGAGUACGAAAACCUCAAGGCUGAGCUUGAACCUUCCUUGAGAGCAGUCAAUGCGAAACAAGAGUAUUGUCUGCAGAUCGACAAUGUCGUCAGUUACAAGAAAGCGCGUGUUGAGGAAGCAGAACGUACGGCUUCAGCCCUAGGGAAAAAAAUCGAGCAAUACGAAGAGAAGAUGAAAAAUCUAGAAAAGGAAAUAGACGCGGAGAAGAAGAGCAAUGCCAAUUCGAAAGAGGAUGGGAUGAGGAUUCAGCAGACCAUUAACAAACUCAACCGCCAAUUGGCUGAAGGGGCCAUUGAGUUCGAUGCCGAUUGGUAUAAUGAGAGAAUUAGAGAAAAGCGACGAGAGGCUCGGGAAAUUGAGGAUAAAGCAAACCAAAUCAAAGAUGACCGAAGGCCACUCAGCGAAGCCCUAAAGGAGAAAACCGACAAAGUCACGGAGUUGGAACGACAUUUGCAGAGACUAGAAUCUCAAUCAGGACGGCAAGAAGAAAAGCUGAAACAGUUAUCAUACGAAUCCUACAAGGCUUACCAGUGGAUCCAGACGAAUCAGGACAAAUUCGAAAAAGAAGUGUUUGGCCCUCCGAUUGUCACCUGCUCUGUGAAGGACCCUAAAUACGCUGAUGCUGUCGAAUCACUAUUGCAACGGAAUGAUUACAUCGCAUUCACUGUACAGUGUCGCAACGAUUUCAGGACGCUUCAAAGGGAACUAAAUAUCGGGCAAAAGUUGGCCGAUAUCAGCAUCAAGACCAGUUCUGUUUCCUUGGAUAGUUUCCGUCCUCCCUUAACUGGAGACGAGAUUCGGAAUCUCGGGUUCGAUGGUUGGGCGAAAGAUUUCAUCAAUGGACCAGACCCAGUGGUCGCCACACUAUGUAGCGAGAAUCGGCUGCACCAAACACCUAUCGGCCAUCGAGCUAUCACGGACGAAGAGUUUCGCAAAAUAGAACAGGGGUCGAUAUCCUCCUGGGUGGCUGGCAGGCAAAGCUACCAAAUUACGCGACGAAAAGAAUAUGGUCCCAGUGCAACUUCAACCCGUGUGAGACAUUUGAAGCCGGCGAAGGUGUGGACAUCACAACCCUUGGAUGCAUCAGCGAAACAGGAUCUGGUUCGAAAUAUUCAAGUUCUCAAGGACGAAGUGCGCGAGUUGCAGGAAAAGAUGGACAUGGAGAGAGCCAAUCUACAGCAGCUCGGCCAUGAUUUUGAUGAAUGUGAACGGGAACGGCUCGAACUUGAGAGGGAGAAGUCCGAAAAACAAACGGCUCUUACAAACUACCGGGCUAUCCCCGAAAGAAUUCGCCAGCAGGAACUCCGACUGAGAGACAUCCAGAAGAUUUUUCAAGAUGUGAAAACCAGGGUUCUUGAUAUUCGCAGUCGACAGGACCAGCUAUCGAUUGAGAAAGCUGAGGCGACACUUGAAUACGCUAACGCGGUCGAACAUCUUCGAGUACUGCACGAGGAACUCAUCAAGUUAAAGAUCCGCCAUAUUGAGGCUUUCUCCGACUUAGAAAUUUUGAAGGAUCGUAAUAUAGAACACAGAGACAGGUUGGAAGCUAAAAAUAACGAGCUGAAAGACGCCAUGCAGGAAGUGAAGGCCAUGUCGGUAGCCGUCAAAGAAAUGAUGAAGCAGGCAAACAAGGUUGUACAACUGUCGGAGCGUCAGCCUGACUUGGCUGCCCUGCUCUCCAGUUUGGUCGAUCAUACUGUCGAUCAACUUGAAGCAGACAUCGACUCGGAGAAGGCUCGCCUGGAACUCACGCAUGGAGGGAGCAGCAACAUCAUUAAAGAAUUCGAAGAACGUGAAAAACAGAUACAAAAACUGCGUGGCAAGCUCUCCGAAUUCGAGGCUCAACUCGCGGAAUUUGACCACGCCAUCAACGAAAUCCGCGGGAAGUGGGAACCCAAGCUCGAUGAGAUCAUAAAGAGCAUAAGUGACGCUUUCUCUGACUCGUUUGCCCGCAUUGGCUGUGCCGGGCAGGUCACAUUAGACAAAGCAGAGGAUGAAGCAGGCGCCGACGGCGAACCUGGAGGCAGCGACUUUGACCAGUGGUCCAUCCAGAUCCACGUCAAAUUUCGAGAGCACGAGAAUCUCUCCCUCCUCGACUCUCACCGCCAAUCGGGUGGAGAAAGAGCCGUAAGUACGAUCUUCUACCUCAUGGCUCUGCAGUCGCUGUCCGCAUCUCCGUUCCGCGUCGUCGACGAGAUUAACCAAGGUAUGGACCCGCGCAAUGAACGCAUGGUACACGGACGCCUGGUGGACAUAGCCUGUGCCCCCUCCGAAAACGGAGGUGGCGGGCAAUACUUCCUCAUCACACCCAAACUGCUCAGCGGCUUAGUCUACAAGCCAGGCAUGAGGGUCCUCUGCAUCUAUAGCGGUGAGCAUAUGCCCAAAGACUACGAGCAGCUUGACUUUGGGCAAGCCGUUCAACGAAUGAGGGCUAUACGGGAUCGAGGAAGGGCCCUCGAGGAUCCUACUCAAAGAAGUAACGGCCAUGUUGACGUUCACGCUUGA
Molecule: messenger RNA, 3558 nt
Organism: Aspergillus oryzae RIB40
Lineage: Eukaryota; Fungi; Ascomycota; Eurotiomycetes; Eurotiales; Aspergillaceae
Product: DNA repair ATPase SMC5
Exons: 6
Coding region: 1-3558 (1185 amino acids)
Biological process (GO): double-strand break repair via homologous recombination
Cellular component (GO): Smc5-Smc6 complex
Molecular function (GO): ATP hydrolysis activity; ATP binding
Source: RefSeq, a predicted model, not a curated record